AUGACAAGAAAACUUGAAUUUAAUAACUAUGAACCCGUAGAUUUACUUUUAAUUUUAGUUGCGGCAGAUGAAAUGAAUAUUGAAGGAAUUGUAAAAUAUUUAUUACAACAUUUAAUUGACAAUUAUCAAGAUUACUUGCUUAAAGAUCCUUUACAUACCUCAAAAUGUAUAACUGGUAACAUCUCACGAGUAGAUCCUGGAGAAUCGGAUAGAGCUAUUUUAUAUAAUAGGAAGUUUGGUCCUAGUUUUGGUGGUGCUCCUAACCUUGCUUUAACCAAUAAUCAAGUAUAUUGUUAUAAUUCUAAUGCUUAUCCUGGUUCGGAAUCUUUUAUCUCCGUAGGUCUGACAGAGAUGGCAAAUUAUGAAGUAUUUCAAAUAAUAGAAAUUAAAAAUCAUUAA
Funneliformis caledonium is the source of this 399-nucleotide messenger RNA. NCBI's taxonomy places the organism in Eukaryota, Fungi, Glomeromycota, Glomeromycetes, Glomerales, Glomeraceae. The record is from the annotation of a GenBank genome assembly.